Messenger RNA from Orussus abietinus, 2499 nucleotides. It is a transcript of the gene Rep, whose product is annotated as rab proteins geranylgeranyltransferase component A 1. The transcript is spliced from 11 exons. Gene Ontology annotation, molecular function: GDP-dissociation inhibitor activity. Gene Ontology annotation, cellular component: cytosol; Rab-protein geranylgeranyltransferase complex; nucleus. NCBI's taxonomy places the organism in Eukaryota, Metazoa, Arthropoda, Insecta, Hymenoptera, Orussidae. Gene Ontology annotation, biological process: intracellular protein transport; protein geranylgeranylation; small GTPase-mediated signal transduction. The record is from RefSeq and is a predicted model, not a curated record. Bases 185 to 1984 code for a protein of 599 amino acids.
CCAAGGCCUUGCCAGUUGGGAGGGUCCUUGUCACGGCUCUGAUCGGCUUCGAUGUCAAAGAAGCGCUCACCGAUCUGGCAAUUAUGUAUUGACUGUCACCGUCUGGCAGCAUCUUGAAGAACGCCUGCGUUUCCUCGUUUCUCCUGAACGUCUUUAAGCCGGUCUAGGAUCAUCCCUGGAAGAUAUGGAGGACGAUCUGCCGACCGAAUACGACGUGGUCGUCGUAGGGACAGGAAUGACAGAGUCCAUCGUGGCUGCUGCAGCUAGUAGGAUCGGCAAGAAGGUCCUGCAUUUGGAUAGCAAUGAGUACUACGGUGGAUUAUGGGCUACUUUCAAUUUCGAUGGUUUGCAAAAGUGGAUAGAGGAUUUGAAGAACGCGAAAACCUGCAGCAAGGAUGUCGUUCCAGAGUUAGCGGAAGGAGAGACCUUCCUGAGAGCUAGUAAUCAAUACUCUACUGUUGAAAAUAUUGAGGAGGAUUGGUACAUUUGCAAUGAUGUAGACCUACCAGAGUUAACUUCGAAGGAUACACAGACCGAUGGUUCUGGAGAUGUUGCUGGAGGGGAGAACGGUGAAAAGAGUGAUAAAGACAAAGCAGAGAAAAAAGAGCAGGUCAAACUGUGGAGCAUCGAUCGGAUUAAAAAAGAGUAUAGAAGAUUUAACAUCGACCUGGCACCAAAAUUGCUGUUCGCCCGAGGCGAAUUGGUGGAGCUUUUGAUCUCGAGCAACAUUGCCCGUUAUGCGGAAUUCCGUGCUGUUUCUAGAGUGGCCACAUUUAUGGACGGAAAGCUCACUCAGGUCCCUUGUUCUCGGGCUGAUGUGUUCGCCAAUAAGACUGUCAGUGUUGUCGAGAAGAGAAUGUUAAUGCAGCUAUUGACUUCGUGUAUGGAACAAGGAGCCGACAGUCCGGAAUUCGACGGUUUCCGAGACAAGACCUUCCUCGAAUAUCUCGACACUAAGAAUCUUACUCCGAUAGUGAAGCAUUACGUGAUGCAGGCCAUUGCAAUGGCGACGGAUAAGACCUCCUGCAGGGACGGCGUGAAUCGCACGAAACAUUUCCUAAACAGCCUGGGUCGGUAUGGGAACACUUCCUUUUUAUGGCCAAUGUAUGGGAGCGGAGAGCUGCCCCAGUGUUUCUGCAGACUGUGUGCCGUGUUCGGUGGAGUUUACUGCCUGAAGAGACAACUCGACGGAGUGGUAGUUGGCGAUGCCAAGUGCAAGGCUAUCGUAACAGGGAAACAGAGGCUGAGCCUGGAGCAUCUCGUUGUGGGCCAGGGUCACCUGCCACCGGAGAUCGUUGCUUCCGUAGGGGAACAACAGAUCUCUCGGGGUAUUUUUGUGACGGACAGAUCUCUAAUGCAAGGAGAGAAAGAGAAUCUGACCCUUUUGUAUUACCCACCAGAGGAGCCUGAACAAGAACCGGUGACUCUGAUCGAACUGGGACCAUCGACCAAUGCAUGUCCGCAGGGGCUCUUUAUGGUACACAUGACAUGCAAGCGGACCAAAACUGCCAAGGAAGACCUGGCCUAUGUGGUAGAUAAGUUUCUCCGGGCUGAGAUGCUCGAGCCAAAGGACAGUCGAAACUCUACGGACUCUCAUACGCAGACCACCUCUCCGGAGAGGAGGCACCUCCAGGACGGUAAUCAAGAUCCAAAGGAUGAGUCUGUAGUCAGUCCAAAACCACAAGUACUCUGGUCUUUGUACUUAAACCUGCCAGCGAGUGACAUUAAGCUAAGUAGUUCUGCUCCGAACAACAUCCACCUCUGUUCUGGACCCGACCUUGAUCUCGACUUUGACUUCGCAGUCAACCAGGCUAAGAGCAUCUUCAAAGCGAUGUACCCUGAAGAAGACUUCCUGCCCCGAGCUCCAGACCCAGAAGAGAUCGUCUUGGAGGGUGACGAAACGCCUGGACCGAAAUUUGAGGGUGAUACUCCCGGCGAGGACGACGAGAAGCAGAACGUGGAAAAGACGGAGAAGGAAGAGUGAAGGGGAAGACCGAUGGCAUCGAGGAACGAUGACGGGAAAGUCUAGUGUCCUUAACCGUCGAUAUCACACCUCACAUUAUUUAAGGAGCGAGCUACCUGUCACAAUACCGAAGAGAACCCAACCAGGAGUAUGCUUCGCAUGACUUAUAAAUUCCGUAGAAUCUAGUAGAAACGAAAACCGAGCAUUAAGAACCACGUUUCUGACAAUGAUACGCCCCUUGUCGAUCGUCUCUCGGUCUCCCGUGCACCGAGGUACGUCAUCACACACAAACUAUCACUCUUCAUUUCUAAACCUGAAUUACACCUCUGCUCUAACCCUCGCUUAAAUUAAAUUUAAUUAUUCACUGUAAAUAAUUCAUAAGAGGCAAUUAUGCUGAAAUUCACGAGUAAAAUGAAGAAAGCAUAAAUGCUCCCUAUGAAUCCCUUAGGCACGCAGUAUUUACUUUGCCACACAAGGCACACGAAAUGAAUGCGUCUAAUGUGCGUAGAUAUACACAAAUACAUAAGUGAAUUAAA